Molecule: messenger RNA, 1698 nt
Organism: Symbiodinium necroappetens
Lineage: Eukaryota; Dinophyceae; Suessiales; Symbiodiniaceae
Source: the annotation of a GenBank genome assembly
AUGGCCGAAGCCAAGGCCUUCGCAGGGGGAGCCGGUGACCCGUCACUGGCCCCGACACAGGCCGGGGCCUUCAAGCGCGGGGCCUCGAACUUCCAGAACUGGAUAACUCCCGGCACGGCCUUCCCGCCGGAGCCAGAUCGGUACCACCUCUACAUCAACUACACCUGCGGCUGGUGCCACCGUGCGUUGAUUAUCCAUGCGCUCAAGAACAUCCCACAGAGCGUGGUCUCCAUCUCUUCCACAGCAAACUACUUCUGGGGAGGUGGGUUGGGAUCGGAUGACUAUUCUGGCUGGGCUUUCGAUGCUGAGAAUCCGGAUCCUGUUCUCAAUGCCAAACACACGCGUGACAUCUACCUAACCGACUCGCCUGACUAUGGCCGCAGACAGCUGAGUGUGCCCAUACUCUUCGACAAGAAGACCAGAAAAAUCGUGAGCAACGACAACAUCCAGAUAGGCUACAUCCUGAACUCCUGCUUGAACGAUCUGCUCGAUGAGGAGGGCAAGAAGCUUGACCUCUACCCUGAGCCGCUGCGGCCCCAAAUCGAUGAACUCAACACGCUGAUCUAUCCCAACAUCAAUGAUGGGGUCUACCGCGUGGCGUUCGCAAAGGAGCCGGACCUCAAGGAGCAGAUGCGCCAAAAUGUUUUCAAAGCGCUGGCAGAGGUGGAGGCUAUCCUUGAGAAAUCCAAGGCGAAGGCCGCAGCAGAGGGCCGCGAGAAGUACGGCCUCGUAGCAGACUCUGGAGACGGCCUCUCGCUCGCGGACGUCCGUGCUUUUCCACACCUGAUUCGCUUCGACACCUGCUACUUCACGGCCUUCAAGUGCAAUAUCCGGCGACUCAACUCCGGGGAGUACCCACACAUCAUGGAGUGGCUGCAACGCAUGUAUAUGAUGCCUGAGGUUCAGCAGACUUGCAAGAUCUACCUGGCAUGCAUGGGCUACAACCGGGACCAUGGAGAUGGUGCCGGAGAAAGGGCCUGGAAAGAGGAGCGCUACGAAUGGCUGGAUCAGGGUAGCAAGCCUCGAGGCUGCGCUCAGGAUGCCAGCAUUUGUGGAGGCGAUGCCAAGAUCGCCCGGCGCCCAAAGUCCCAGAGGAUCCGAGGACGAGCGAAGCUCGCAGUCCCUUGCUUUGCUCCUAUCUCGGCCACUCCGAGGCGGUUGAUUAUCGUGCUGCAGGUGGAGCUGGCUGCCAUCAGCAGCAGCAAAGGCCCACAAACAGCGAUCAAUGUGCGACGACGGGAGUUCGAAGCAGAAGGUGCCGUCGCGCAGCCGGUGCAUGCGGACACCAUGCACGGCGUGACACGGUUUCUUCAGAGCGACAUUGCCCUCCACGAUGCCGGCACCGGCAAGAGCGAUGAUCUCUCCGAGGACGAGGAUGCUGCCGAUGACCUCGGCCGGGUGGUGCAAGCCGUGGCCACAGAUACGGCUCUCAUCUUCACUUCUCUUCUGGCGCUGCAGGCCGUGGAUGAGAGCAUGGGUCCAACCCACGUCUGGCCUGGCACCAACACCGUGGAACAUCACGCCACGCUUUGGGGCUCACACAUCACCGGCAAGCUGUCCGUGCGGGAUGCUGACAAGGCGUUCCAGGUGGAUCAUCGGAAGAUGACCCUGGAAUGCGGGGAUCUCGUCCUCUACGACUCAAGGACCAUGCACUGUGGAGGCCCGAACAACUCCGAUCGGCGCAGGUCGGUGUUCUGU